Molecule: messenger RNA, 651 nt
Organism: Lutra lutra (Eurasian river otter)
Lineage: Eukaryota; Metazoa; Chordata; Mammalia; Carnivora; Mustelidae
Source: RefSeq, a predicted model, not a curated record
AUGACCUGCAGAAAUGAGCAGGAGUUCACCCGCCAGAAGAACAGAAAAAUGCAGAGCGACUUGGUGAAGGGAAGGUGCCAAGAUGACAGGCUUUCUCUUGCUGCCUGCAAGCAGAGGGCCACAGCCUCUCUGCUCCUAGAGACUGAGAGAUCAUGUGGCACAAGCAGCGAAGGGCAAAAGAGAAGGAGGAAUCCAAAUAGCUUUGUAGCUUCAGGUCCAACCCUCCUGCUGGCCUGUGUGCCAGGAGCCAGGUCCACCACACUUGUGUUUUCUCCUCUAGUGCUCACGGGUCCCAGCACCGAAGGCACUCCCUUGGGCCUGAGUCUGUACCGGGUCCCUUCUGUGCUUCCUUCCCCUCAGGGAGCCUCUCUCCCCCUGGGCCACUCCUGGGGUUGUGGAGAUUUUCCUACUGGUAAUCCUUCCCCUGCCCUAUUACUCUACCUUUCAAUACUAUCCAUGCUCGGCCAGUCAGUAUCAAGUAGAGGAACCUCAGAAGAACUUAGGCUGAGUCAGAAGACAAUGCUGGGUGGACACUUGGGAAGCCUGGUGCUGAAAGGAAGCAGCAUGGAAAAGGAGAUACCUAUUCCAGACCAGCUCAGUCGGCUAGAAAAGAGUCCAACUUGUGGAGGAGUCCAGAUGGCAGAGAAGUAA